Messenger RNA from Phascolarctos cinereus (koala), 546 nucleotides. RefSeq names its product HIG1 hypoxia inducible domain family member 2A (gene HIGD2A). Gene Ontology annotation, biological process: mitochondrial respirasome assembly. The record is from RefSeq and is a predicted model, not a curated record. NCBI's taxonomy places the organism in Eukaryota, Metazoa, Chordata, Mammalia, Diprotodontia, Phascolarctidae. Gene Ontology annotation, cellular component: mitochondrion.
UUCCACUGCGCAUGUGCCGAGGCCUUAGGUUCCGCUCCCUCCCAACCACUGUUUUGACCACAAGUGUUUCCGGCAGCGGAAAAGGAAGGGGCGGGGGGAGAGUGUGGGGGAAUCCUCAGGCCGAGAGGUCAGUGUCCGCUGCGAUGUCAACUCCUGGGUCGGUGGCUCCGGAGGUGGCCUUUGACCCCGCGACGCCCCCAGUAGUUGAGGGCUUUAGCCCUACCCCGCACCGUUUGCGGGAUGAGAGCGUCAAGGACAAAUUUCAACGCAAGGUCCGCGAGAACCCGGUGGUGCCCAUAGGUUGUCUGGCCACAGCUGGAGCCUUAUGUUAUGGACUCUACUGCUUUCACCAAGGCAACAGCAAGAAAUCCCAGUUGAUGAUGCGGACCAGGAUCGUGGCUCAGGGCUUUACAGUGAUGGCCAUUCUGGGGGGCUUGGUAGUCUCAGCCAUGAAAUCACCCAGGCUUCACUGAGACCAGUGGCCCAUUACUUGAAAGAGUCAGUGACCAUUUGCAGGGGACCCAAGCAGCUUUCCAGAGGGGGAUU